Molecule: messenger RNA, 3058 nt
Organism: Suhomyces tanzawaensis NRRL Y-17324
Lineage: Eukaryota; Fungi; Ascomycota; Pichiomycetes; Serinales; Debaryomycetaceae
Gene: CWH43
Product: Cwh43p
Exons: 1
Coding region: 25-2922 (965 amino acids)
Biological process (GO): fungal-type cell wall organization; GPI anchor biosynthetic process
Cellular component (GO): endoplasmic reticulum
Source: RefSeq, a predicted model, not a curated record
GGCACAUCCAGGCUAUACGUUAUCAUGGGCAACAAGCUGAAACUGGCCGUCGCUGAGCCCACUCUGGCUGGUGCUGCCACCACUGACGUCGCUGAAACCCUGUUCUUUUCCUUCAAUGCUAGCUAUAUCGCCUACGCACACACCAUCUGCGCCUACACCGCUUUCUUAUCCGCCUUCGUUGUGGGCUGUUACCUCCAUUAUUACAAGAUCGUGGAGAACGCUUCCUUCGGAUACCCCGAUGAGUGGUUUCCUUCUGUUUCUGCCACCAUUGGAGACAGAUACCCCGAGAGAUCCGUUUUUCAAGUGGUCAUUGCUGUUACAUCCGGUCCUCGGUUUUUGUUGUUGGCAUUCAACUUCGUCAAGCUCUACAAGCCAAACUCGGCUAAGCCAUGGUUGGCGUUGAUUUCUGGAGUCUUGAGAACUUUCACCUGUGGUGGAUGGGUCUACAUCACCUCCACUGACGACCAUGACUUCCAUGACAUCUUCAUGAUAUUGUACUUGGUUUUGACCAUUCCCUGGACUGUGUUUGUCACCAUUGCAUCUCCAAAGGGAUCCACUGUCCGCACUGGCAGAUUCUACACAGCAGUGACCUUUUUCGGCACUUUGGUGCCUUUGGUCUACUGGUUCAUCCAGCACAAAGUCCACGUCAGACCUGGUGCGUACUCGAUCUACGCCUACUUCGAGUGGUCCUUGGUGUUGUGGGACGUUGCAUUCGAUGCCUGGUCCAUCCUCGACUUUUCUGAUAUAGAAAUCAGAAUCUUCAGUACUGGAGUCGCUUUUGCUCCCGCCAAAAAGACCCUUGCUGCUGCAAAGACUGAGACUAAAACUCAGGCUGACGAGUUUUCCACCGUCGAGUUUCUUGUCAACUUGAUCAAUGCCUACAUCUUUUGGACUGUCAUCACCGCUUUGUUGUUGUGUGUAUGGUAUUUCCCAUUGUGGUACAUGGGUCUUUCGGGAUACGAAGUCACUAUUAUCUCCAUUUUUGUUCCAAACAUCUUUUUAGCCUUCCCUUUCAUCAGAAACUUCUUUGCAAGGUUUCCAUUGGUUGGCCGUACCUUGACGGUAAUUUUUGGGAUCGGAGCCUAUAAAUUGGAAGACCCAGAACAGAAGCUUAUGGCAGUUACUGCGGGUACCUUCUUUGCAAUUGCAUCCUUUGUCACUGAGUUCUGGGCUUUAUCUACUCAGCCCAAAAAAUUCACCUCUUUCUCGACCACCUUCAUUGUUGGUUUAUUGACCACUACAGUUUUAAAGUAUGUGUUCUACUCCAACAAUCCAGUGUGGCCAAUCAUGCAUGAAGCCAACGGUGGUUACAAUGCUACCGGUAUUUUUGUCGGCUUAUUAGGUGCCUUCUUCACUCCUUCCGUCAUUGCCCCAGCUUCUACUAAAACAGUACAAAGGUCAGGUGGCUCUUUGUUGUUGGCUUCCGUUGGUUUUGCUGGCUACUUCUACUCGAUUCAAGCUUACUUGGGUGACUCCGGAACAUUAGUCACUUGGAUUUGGGAAGGUUUCCCAAUUAGAGGUGCUACACCAAUCACCGGUGGUAUUGUUUUCUUCAUUGCAUUCAUUUUUGGUGUCAUUGCAGCACUCAAGGUCAAUAGUAAGGUCUUAAGUUCCAUUUACUAUAACUUGAUUGUUGGUGGUGGUAGUGCCAUCGUAUUUUUCAAUUUGAAAGGAUGGAAUGGGUUUGCUGGAGCCGCUUUGCAUGUGCUCUACUUAGCCUCGAUCACACCUAUUAUUUUUGAGGGACUUGUUGGAUUCAAUCCAGGUGCUGCUUUCUUCUUGGGUUUCUUGAUUGACAUUCUCAUCUCCUUGGGAAGCAUUUGGGUCGUUGCUUAUGCUUUUGUUCCAGGUGGUCCUCUCCUCAGAGAAAGAAUGGACCUUAUUGUGAUUGUUUCUUUCGCCCUGAUUCUACUCGGUGUUUUGAACUACAACUUAAGAAUCCAAAGCUCUCACAUCACUAAACUCAAUCAAGGAAAGAAUUUGUUCAAGCAAACAUUGACAGUGUUGACUGUGCUUUUGGCCAUCUCUGCUUCCACUUUCAUCAAGAGAUAUCCAACUGUUCCAUACAAGCCUUACAACGAAGAGUCUAGAUCAUUUACUGCUGGUAUCUGGUGUGUUCACUUCGGAUUGGACAAUGACAUGUGGUCUUCCGAAACCAGAAUGAAAAAUUUGAUCGAAGAAGCUCAAGUCGAUAUCAUCGGUUUGUUAGAAACUGACACUCAAAGAAUGAUUGGUGGUAACCGUGACUUUACCCAAACCAUUGCGGAAGAAUUGGGUAUGUACACAGACUACGGUCCUGGUCCAAACAAGCAUACUUGGGGAUCGGCGUUAUUAUCUAAGUUCCCGAUCAUUAACUCUACUCAUCAUCUUUUACCUUCCCCUGUUGGUGAAUUGGCCCCAGCAAUCCAUGCUACUUUGGAUAUUUAUGGAGAAUUGGUUGAUGUGGUUGUGUUCCACUCUGGCCAAGAAGAAGAUGUGGAAGACAGAAGAUUACAAUCCUUGGGAAUUAGAGACAUCUUGGGAAGUUCCAACAGACCAAGAGUGUUGUUGAGUUACUUAGUGACUGAGCCUUUGACAGGCAACUACAACACCUACGUCAGUGAGGAGUCUGGAGUGUACGAUAUCGACAGCACUGAUUGGGACAGAUGGUGUGAAUACAUUUUGUUUAGAGACUUGAAGAAGGUUGCUUACGCUAGAAUUUCUAGAUCCACCAUCACCGAUACUGAAUUGCAAAUUGCUAAGUUCAAGUUGUUGACCGAUGAACAAAAAGAAGCAAAUGACAUCGAUUUCUUGUACGGAAACCACUAUGUCAAUGAAGAGGAUAUUGAUGAGAACUUAAGAAUGCCUCAAUUGUUCAGAGGUGAUGGUGUUAGGGGCCACAGAUACCACGUCUUUGAUGAGCCUAGGUACUUUGCCCCAUAAGAGCACUAUUUGUAUCUUGAAUUUUAAUGAUGAUUAUCGUAUUAAGUAUUAUUUUAAAAAUUGUAGUUUUUAUUAAUUUGAAAGGACUUUAAUGGAUUAGACUUUACCUAAUUGUGUUAAAAUUGACUAUGACUUC